AUGUCAGCGUAUGAAUGUCUACAAAUAGAAACUAGUUCUUUAAUUGAAAAGGCUUAUGUUAAUUUUAAGAAAACUUCAAAGGAUCGUAUUACAGUUUUUUAUAUAGAAAGUAAAUUAGAAAAUUUAGAGGUUCAAUGGAAUUCAUUUUGUGAAACUCAUCGUGCAAUAAUAUUAAAGGUAUUAAAGGAAGAUUUAACUAAGUCUGAAUAUUACAAAAAGAAAGUUUACGACAAAACUGAAGAAUGUUAUAUAGAUUAUAAGUCAAUAUUAAAACAAAAAUUGUAUGAAUGCGCUGACAAAAAUCCUAAAUCUACUUCUUCCGAGGAUAAAGUAUCAUCGAAAGUUUCAAGUUUUUCAGGGGUUAGAUUACCUAAAAUUACUAUACCUAUUUUUAACGGGAAUUAUUCAGAUUGGACUUCUUUUAAAGAUUUAUUUGUAUGUUUAGUAGAUAACUGUGAAACUCUUGAUGAUGUCCAGAAGUUACAUUACCUUAAGAGUCAUCUAUCGGGAGAAGCUGAACAAAUUGUACGUCACAUUCCUAUUACCGGUAAGAAUUAUUCAGUUUGCUGGACUCAACUAAAAAGUAGAUAUGAUAAUAAAAAAUAUCUUUCAAACCACAUAUUAAAACGGUUAUUGAAUCAUAAAAUUAUUCAAUUUGAAUCUUCAAAUGCGAUCAAGGAACUAUUAGACACUAUAAUAGAAUGUUUAAACGGCUUGCAGAAUUUAGGUAUAGAUAUUAGCACUUGGGAUAUAAUUAUUGUUUACGUAAUGAGCCAGAAACUUGAUCAUGAGUCCAGAAAACAAUGGGAAGCUAAGUCAAGUGAAUUAACUUCUGAGUUGCCUAAGUUGUCUGAUUUUAAAGAUUUUUUGGAACAUAGGUUUCGAUCAUUGGAAUUUUUAGAUACUAAACCUAAAACGAGGCAAUGUAAGGCAACAGUGUGUUAUGCCAAUGAUAGUACGUCUAAUAACAAUAAUUUAUGUUGUUCAUUUUGUAAAGGCAAUCACAAAUUAUGCAAUUGCAAGUUAUUUUCUAAGGAAACUAUAGAAUCGCGACGGGACUAUGCUCAAGCCAGGAGGUUAUGCUAUAAUUGUUUAGGAGAUAAUCAUUCUGUUUUUAAUUGUAGACACUCUUCACGAUGUCAAAUUUGUAAGAGGAAGCAUCAUUCGUUGCUUCAUCCUGUAAAUAAUCCCACGAAUCGCAAGGAGAAUACGGAUGCAGUUGGUAUAAAUGUUGCUGUUAAUUCAACAACUGCCAUUCAUGAAAAUCAGAAGGAGUCAGAGCCAGAGUCAGUAGUCACAUGUUUUUUAAGUAAUUAUAGUCAAUUGUUGUUAGCAACGGCAUUAGUGAAAGCUGAAUCACUUAAAGGUGUUGAGAUGACAAUGCGAUGUUUGUUGGAUCAAGGGUCACAAGCUUCGUUUAUUACGGAGUCAGCAGUUCAAGCACUUGGACUGCAGAAGGUUCCAACAAAACUCGUAGUUUCAGGAAUAGGGGGUGAGGACAGUUCUUUGCUUAAGUCAAGGUUUGUGGUGUUUAUUAGGUUGCGUUCACUCCACGAUCCCACAUUUUAUGUAGAAGCAAAGGUACACGUCCUCAACAAACUUACAACACUUCAGCCCUUUAAGAAAGUUGUAGUUAAGAUGUGGCCUGAAAUAGGCAAACUUAAACUGGCAGAUCCAAAAUUUGGUGUGCCUAAUAAAAUUGAUCUCUUACUUGGUGCAGAGUUAUUUGCUCAGAUUUUAGAAGAUGGUGUAAUCAAAGGUCCUUCUGGAUUACCUGUAGCACAGAAUACUAGACUGGGGUGGAUCUUAUCUGGUCAAAUUAACUCAACAUGUAUAGAUAGUUUUGAGUCAAAUAAAUGUAACACCAUCUUAAACUUUCAUUUGCAAGUUGAUGAAAAUGAAUUAUUGAAGAAGUUUUGGGAAUUAGAAGCAGAACCAACUGCUAGUACCUGUAAAAUAAUUUUCACUGAAGAGGAGCAAAAAUGUGAAACUAUUUUUGCUAAUACUACAACCCGAAAUGAUUCAGGUAGAUAUAUUGUAAAGCUUCCUUUUCGUGAUAAGGAUCCGAAGUGCCAGUAUGGCAAUUCCAGACACAUUGCUUUGCGACGACUUCACCUUUUAGAAAAAAGAUUGGCAAGGAAUUCAGAUUUAAAAGAAAGAUAUUCUGCCGUUAUUCGUGAAUACAUUGAUCUUAACCAUAUGGAAAUCGUACCAGAGGAAGAAAGGGACAAUCCUUGUGCGGUUUAUUUGCCUCACCAUGCCAUCAUUCGUGAGGAUAAGUCUACAACAAAGCUUAGAGUUGUUUUCGACGCUUCAUGUCCUGGUACCAACGGGAUUUCUCUUAAUCACGAUCUUAUGGUUGGCCCUGUUCUUCAGCCCGAGUUACGACAUUUAGUUAUGCGUUGGCGCGUACGACCCAUAUGCUUAAUAGCAGACAUAGUUAAAAUGUACAGACAAAUAGAGGUUUCCAAAAGUGACAAAGAUUUUCAGCGUAUUUUAUGGCAUGACGAAGAAGGUGAGUUACGCCAUUAUAGGCUACUACGUGUUACUUUUGGAACUGCAUCAGCACCUUAUCUUGCUGUACGUACUCUUCAGCAGUUAGCUUAUGAUGAGGGUAAAGAUAUGAUUUCAGCAGCUGAAAGAGUACUCCAAGACUUCUAUAUGGAUGACCUGAUGAGUGGUUGUGAAACAGUUGAAGAAGGUGUACAAGUGUACAAAGACCUUAAUAAAAUGAUGCAAAAGGGAGGUUUUCAACUUCAAAAAUGGGGAAGUAAUAGUAGAGAAUUAUUAGAAAAAACUGGAGAAGUGGUUAAAAGUCAAAGUGGAAACAUAGAACUAAAUGUUGGAAAAGAAAAUGAAAGUUUCACAAAGGUUUUAGGAUUAUAUUGGAAUAAUGUAACUGACAAUUUUGAGUAUCGUGUUCAGUUACCACAAAUAACAACUCCUGUUACAAAGAGAAAGGUUGUUUCAGAUAUUUCUAGGUUAUUCGAUCCAUUAGGAUGGAUAGCACCAGUAGUAAUUACUGCCAAAAUCUUCAUUCAGAAGAUUUGGAUGUCAGGUAUUGAGUGGGAUCAAGAAUUACCUUCUAAUUUGUUACAGGAGUGGCUUUAUUUUAGGAGUAAACUUUCAUUCAUUACAGGCUUUAGUAUUCCUAGAUGGAUAUUCACCAAUACGAAAGAACUUUUAGAACUACAUGGGUUUUGCGAUGCAUCUAACCAAGCAUACGCCGGAGUGGUAUUCGCUCGAGUUGUAAAAGAAAACGGCGAAGUUCAUGUAAGUUUGAUAGCAUCAAAAACUAAAGUGUCGCCAGUCAAACAAGUCUCCAUUCCACGUUUAGAAUUGUGUGGAGCUGUUUUGCUUUCUAAGCUGUUAUAUGAAGUAGCAAAGACUCUCUGCUUACCACUCAAUAGAGUACGAGCUUGGACGGACUCAACAGUGGUGCUUGCUUGGUUGAGCAGUCAUCCGAGCAGAUGGAAGCCUUUUGUGGGUAAUAGAGUAUCUGAGAUUGUCACACAUUUCGGUCGUAAUCAGUGGUCUCAUGUGAAAUCUCAAGAUAACCCCGCUGAUUGUGCUUCUAGGAGUGUGAGUCCGGAAGUUUUAGAAACUUUAUAUUUAUGGAAACAAGGACCUGAUUGGCUGCAUCAGAAAAUAUUAAAACAGAACUCUGUUUGCAAUAAAAAUGUCCAGGAAUGCGAUACUAAUUUAGAACAAAGAUCGAAAUUAUGCUGCGUUGAAGUAUUACAUUUGGAAGAGGAUUAUAUUAUUAAUCGAUUUUCAUCCUUACGGAAACUUAUACGAGUGGUUGCUUGGUGUAGAAGAUUUUACCUUUAUCGGAAUACUAUAAAACCUCGUUGGUUGACAUCAAAGGAGUUGCAAGAAGCUUUAAAUAUUUGUAUUAAAAAAUGUCAAAAACAAUAUUUUAAUGAUCGUAUUACCGAUAAGAAGGGAAAGUUUUCUUCCCUUAAUCCUUAUAAGGAUGACAAUGGACUUUGGCGAGUUAGCGGUAGACUGCAAUUGGCUCAAAUUGAAAUAGAACGAAAGCAUCCUAUUUUAAUUCCCCGUGAUUCUAACUUGGCUACACUAAUAGUUGCAAAUGCACAUGAGAAAACCUUACAUGGAGGCCCACAAUUAAUGAUUAACUUCAUUCGGUCAAGAUACUGGAUUAUUAAUUUAAAAAACUUAGUAAAAUCUUAUAUACACAAAUGUAUUACUUGCUUGCGCUAUACAUCUAGAGCUAAUAAUCCAAUCAUGGGCCAGUUACCUGCUGCCAGAGUGAGAGCAAGUAGACCAUUUAGUCAUAGCGGAGUAGAUUACGCUGGUCCAGUUGCAAUAAAAAUAGGAAAAGGCAGAGGAUAUCGGUCUACAAAGGGUUAUAUAUGUCUCUUUAUUUGCAUGGCAACUAGAGCUGUGCACCUCGAAUUAGUAAGUGAUCUUACUUCUGAAGCUUUCAUUGCAGCGUUUAAACGGUUUGUCUCCAGACGUGGACAUUGUUCCGAUUUAUGGAGUGACAACGCUACUACAUUCGUAGGUGCGGAUCGAAUAUUACAAGUCCUCCUAACAGAAGAAAGGUCCAGUGUGGCUGUUGAUAUUGCUGAUUGGCUCGCUAAUAAUGGAACUUACUGGCACAGAAUUCCACCCUAUAGUCCUAAUUUUGGAGGUCUAUGGGAAGCAGGUAUUAAGUCUACAAAAAGCCACCUCAAAAGAGUGAUAGGCAACUCUUUGUUGACAUUUGAAGAAUUUAGUACAGUGUUGUCUCAAAUCGAGGCUUGUCUGAACUCGAGGCCAAUAUCAAGAAUAAAUAAUAACAUGGAUGAUCCAUUCCCUCUCACACCGGGACAUUUCUUGAUUGGAGAACCAUUGGUUCUCGUUCCAGAUGAAAAUUAUUUAACUUCUAAUAUAAAUUCGCUUAAACGUUGGCAGAUCACCCAACGUAUGGUGCAAACUUUUUGGAAGCGAUGGUCUCGUGAAUAUCUCACACAAUUUUUACAACGCCAUAAGUGGAAAGGGCAUACUCCUGACCCGAAAAUCGGAGAUGUUGUACUGGUGAAGGAGGACGAUCUUCCUCCGGCUAGAUGGCUCUAUGGGAUAAUUAUAGCAAAACAUCCUGGUUUGGAUGGAGUUACCCGUGUGGUGUCUUUACGAUGCAAAGGUGUUACUAUUAAAAGACCAGUAUCAAAAAUUUGUGUUUUGCCUAUUACUGAAUGA
Molecule: messenger RNA, 5205 nt
Organism: Parnassius mnemosyne (clouded apollo)
Lineage: Eukaryota; Metazoa; Arthropoda; Insecta; Lepidoptera; Papilionidae
Source: the annotation of a GenBank genome assembly